Messenger RNA from Pieris napi, 1212 nucleotides. RefSeq lists its product as uncharacterized. The transcript has 6 exons. The coding region runs from base 318 to 1070 and encodes 250 amino acids. Lineage: Eukaryota; Metazoa; Arthropoda; Insecta; Lepidoptera; Pieridae. The record is from RefSeq and is a predicted model, not a curated record.
CCGUAGAUGUAGAAUGUAGAUUGCAAAAAUAUUUUUUUAAAUACGAAUAUUAUGAUACUUACAUGAUAUGUUUGUUUUUCUGUGUAACACAAUGAAACUUAUAAUAAUUUAGAACAAAUGUGUGAGAAAUAAAAGAGUAGAUAUGUUAGUUUUCAAAUGUGCUUUAAUAUUCUUCUUUUCGACUUUUGUGUUGUCGUAAGUAAAACAAAAAUGUGUAUUCUUUAAAAUUCUUAAAUUAUUUUCGUCGUAUUUUUAGAAUUCUGAAAUAGAAAAGAUUUAUUUAUUCUAAAUCAUCAAAAAUUAAUCUAUUUAAAAUAAUGGAAAUUCUGUUGCUUAGAGUACUUUCACUUUCCAAAACACAUUUGACUAAAGUUUUGUUUUCUUUUAGACUAAGUUCGCAAGUUGCAAAAGUGUAUUCGUUGGGAAUUGGUCUUUCCUGUUUAUACUUUAUCAGUGGAGCAUUGGCUGGCAAAAUCCUGUAUGACAGAUACCAGUACAUUCAUAUCCUUGGCUCACUAACACCUAAUCCAAAUGUGACCUUGUAUGUAAACAGAAUAGCUUCUACUUCUGCAUCAUUCCUCUCAUUGGGCUUCCUCAGUUACCUUUUUCUUGUCUUAUUUCAGAAAGAUGAAACCACUCUCAGAGCACUUACAAUAUUUUUAUGUGGAUGUGGGUCUCUUUAUAUGUGGGUACAGAGUUUACUCACAACAUAUAUAUCAACUUUAUUUUAUGAGAAAAGAUUGACAGUAUUGAGACAAUACCUAGCCAAUUUGAGCUUCCUGUUUCUAGUUCUUAUGGCAAUAUUUGGGACCUUAUCUGUAUUUUUGCCAGAAGGUGAUUCUAGUGUAAUGUACAUUUGUAACAUAUUAUCAUCUCUUAGCGGAUACACAAUGACAACUAUUUUCUGUAUAUAUAUUUUGUCAUUUGAAAAGGAGUAUGCAUAUUUUUCGGAGGGAAUCCGUUCCAAUAUGUUAAUAGAUGACACCUGUUCGUUGAACAAUGCGUCAGUCGACGAAAGUUUACUGGAUACACCUACAAUAAGGAGGAUAUUGCCCCGUACUGUGUCCUGACAAGAAGCCGUGCCCGCGGGCACGGUAAAAGCGCCAUCUUACGGCAGCUUUAACGAAACGAAUUUCGAAAUUUCGGAAAACCAUUUCUCGCAAGAGUCGAGCCCCGAUAACGACAGUGGCAUGUCCUCGGGUGAGAACGAUG